AAUAACAAAUUGUAUCCCUUCUGCAAUUCAAGAUAAAGCAAGAGAGUGCAUGUGAGAGCACGUUAAAAUCUCAAUUCUGAAAGGAAAAGAAUCGCACAGAAAGAGGAAAAGGAAAUCACGCGUGUCGUUGCCCAAGAAAAGACGUCUACGCGUCUACACGUUUGCCGUAGCACCUGGUUGCACCCCCGCGGAUUCCGCGGCGACGAAACGGCGCGGUCGCAAUAUCGAGCGACCCGGUGACCUCUCCAGUCGGUGGAAUUGAUUAUUUUCAGGAGAGAGAGAGGUCCCCACUUUGAAAUAUACGUAACGUCAGCUCGGCGUGACGCCGGCUAAGUAGUUCAUCAUGGAAAGCCGCUCGGGUAGCAUAAAGGACCCGAUGUAUUAUCCGGAGAACGACGGCACGUCGAGCGGCGGCGGCGGCAGCGAGCAACAAGACAAGAGUCAGCGCAGCUCCCUCGGCAGCCAGGAAAUCAGCCUGGACGAGAACAACGCUCAACUCAAGGUACCGCGCAAAUUCAUCACCAAUUGGCGGCAGGCGUGCGAUCGUACGCGAGACCGGACCAAGGACCUUCUCAAGAGAUGGAGAACGACCAGCAGCAACGUCGACGAGAUCGCCGUCGCGCCCGUUGUCGCCCCCGAGCUGGAGCAGCCCAGCUGGAGCGUGCACGUCUGGACGACCUGGGUGAGCCGCUUUCCGAGCGACGAAAGUUUAUCCGCCAUUGACUUCAGCAAAAGCGGUGGCUCGGAAGCCUUAGCUUCCAUUCAGCGUGAUAAAUUCUCUCACUUUUUUACGUACCUCUUAGACCACGACAGAGACGGUUACGUCAACAGGAAGGAUUUUGCACUACUCUCCGAGCGUUUGAGAAGAUUCGCGGACUGGUCGUGGAACGGUCCGGAGUAUCUGAGGCUUUUGGAGAUCGAGAAUGGAUUCGCCGGAUUGAUCCUCUCCCAGGAUAAAAAGGGGUCCGUGGACCCGGAUAAGAGGAUCAGUCUCGACGAUUGGUUAGCGUGGUGGGCGCAGAUCGUCGCACCGCCGGACGGCGCCAGUUACAACGAUAUGCCAUUCUGGAUCAAAGUCAUGCCCAGAGUGUUUUUCCUCGCCAUAAACAGCUCCGGGAGCGGGAUGAUCAGCAAGAAGGAGCUCGCGGCCUUUUACGGAUCCGUGGUUGGUCUGGACACCGACAGGAUAAACAAGUGCCUGGAUAUCGCGUACAAGUCUAUGACUUCGAAUGGAGACCAUCCCCUUGGCUGGGCGCAGUAUCAAUUAGUGUUCGCCAAUUUCCUGUUCGGCCGCGGCCCGUUCGGUCCGGGGGAGCAUUUCCUGGGCAUGACGGACUCUUGCAUGAUUCGCGGUAAUACCAUACCGUUCCCCAUCGAUUAUUCCGCGAUGAACACACCGCGGGACAAAUUAGAGGUGUACAGUCCCCAUUGCAAGAGCAACCGGCGGAGCGUCGUAGUCUAACGGCGAAGCCGUCGUGGGAGAGAGUUCCUUCUCAUUAGUGAUGCAACGUGCACAAUCAUUCCUCGAGUGCCUAAUACCGUGUAUCAUAUGCCGUAUGUGUUUGAUAUAAAUUUUAGUCAGUCGCAGGAAGAUCUCGAUGUGAAAGGAUCGAAGGAAAUUAUCAUGUCCGUUUUGCACAAGUAUUUUGAUGAACAAAAAGCUCGAUAACACAUAAUUAAUGGUACCACAUCGUGAACACCAUCUCACUGCCAUUUACCAUUUAUGAAAGCAGCGUGAGUACAUCCUUCACACAUAGCAAGCGUAAGUGUCUUUUAAUUUUAAAAUACAAAUUAUAGAGUACGGAACAAAACACAAUGAGUGCUGGAUCGCUUCGAAAAAGAGAAACGCAAUGUAACGUCGAAGCGAAAUUCACGAAAUUUUUAUCUCCAUGGCACGUGUAGGAAUGUCAUGCCGUUUAACGAAAUAAAAAGAGACUGUGACGUACUUACAAAAUUUAUUUCAAGCGCUUGGCACUUAGUACUUUGUACACGUCCAAGUCGCCACGACACAUGGAUGAUAUUACGUGAGAGAGACGUGAUUUUUGCGCGACGUAUCGAUCAUCGAUACGCACGACGACGAGCAGUUACUAUGUAAAACGAUUAUUGUUGGCUACGAAUAAUGAUAAAACAACGACGA
Messenger RNA from Vollenhovia emeryi, 2137 nucleotides. RefSeq lists its product as uncharacterized. The transcript is spliced from 4 exons. The coding region runs from base 344 to 1462 and encodes 372 amino acids. NCBI's taxonomy places the organism in Eukaryota, Metazoa, Arthropoda, Insecta, Hymenoptera, Formicidae. The record is from RefSeq and is a predicted model, not a curated record.